UCUGGUUAUCACAAGUCAGACACAAAGACAAUUCAAAGUGAUUUACAUAAGCAUAGCUAAACAUAACGUUACAAAGCAAAUAAAAGAGAAUAUACAACAGGUCAGGAAAAAAAGUGAGUUUAAUGCUAAGUAGGUUAUUAUACUAAAGCGUUAUUGUGUAGUAUAGCUGCGCAAAACUAUGCUACAUUAUAUAAUAUUGGAUAGUGUAAUUUACAAUUCUGCAUACUAUUUUAAGGAGAAAAAUGUAGUAAAGUAGUAGCAUCUAAUGUAACUGAAAAUACCAAAAGGCUAACGUUAUCAAGUUGACAGUCCAAAAGCGUAACUACGUCCGAGAGGUGGACACCAACGUAAAUUACUACCCGCGGCCAUUGGUCGAGGCGUUGACAUUAAAGUAAGUUGAAGACUCAAGAGCAGGCCCACAGAGAGAGCUGCAGCUUGUUUAGAGUCCAACCCGUAUAAACACGACGAUUUAUUAAUUGACUAUUGAAAAUGUUUGUAUUUAUUUACCUAGCUAGCUAGAUGUUAACGUUAGCGUAUGCCAACGUCUUUUCAAAUGUACUAACGUUAGCUUAAAAGUUCCUCGUUCGCUAACUUUAACGUAAAGUCACGAGCUAGCUUUUGUAUUAAUUACCUACGGACCAUUUGUCCACGACUGACAGCUUGGAAUUGUGAAUAAGUUGUUUAAUGUCAGUAUUUAGCUACCAUGUUAGUUUGUUUAGGCUAAUUACAAAUACAACACGUUAGUUCAUUUUAUUAACGUCAACGUUAAUAGUUUGGACAAGUCAGCUUCCAGGGCACACCACAGUUAGAAGUCGGUUAACGUAACGUUACUGUAGUUAGUUAGCUAACUAGCUAGCUGGCUAACGUUAGCUAUAACGUUAGUCUGAUCUGGUGUAAAUAUAAGACAAGUAAUAUUUUGCCUGAUCUCCAUCACAUCUCUAGAGUGGAGAAUGGCAUCAUUUUUAUCUUGUAAAACCCUUAUAUCACCUUCGUCCAAAGAACACUGUGAUCCAGUUGGGGUGAUUUUGAGCCAAGGUGGGUGUUUGACACAUGAUCAUGGACAGAUGUUGGUACCUGAGCUGGGUCUAAUGGAGAUGUCAGAGUUUGAAUAUACACACCUUCAGCACCUUAUCCAGGCACAUAUGGAGGCACACAUUGCCCCUCCAGAUCUACCAGAUGCCAGAUCUCACCCUGCUACAGUGAUGGUUAAAGACACCACUGGAUCCACAGUGGUUUCACCCUUCACGACCACUCAAGCUAUUGACCUAUCAACUUCAACUGAUGAUCACUGUCUGGUGAUGCCAGGAGAAAAGACUCCAGCUUCUUAUGGAGAGGUCCCGGGUUUUGUGCUAGCCAGAAUCAGAGGUGAAAACAGCCCAACUGAACCACACACCAACGGCAGCACAUCUUCACAGAAGCGAUCGGCUGCUAGAGUUUGCUUGGAGAAAAGGUUUAACUCCAUGUCUGCUGACACCCCAAGACAGCAAGAUAUUCAGUCUGCAGUUCUCAGCAAUUUUUUGACGAUACUGCAGCAGUCUGCAGAGGCUCAAGAGGCAGUUAUACACCCUCAGAUGCAUAAGUGGAUGAAAGCUGACAGAGCAAACUCGUUUGAGGUUCCCAGUCCGUUUGUAGGGGGUGUAUUUAACCCAGUCACCAACAUGUGUGAACAAGUGAUUGGCCAUAUUCCUCACAUGGUUGAACCUAACAAACACCAGGGAUUAAUCAUCCCCAAGAGUUUUUCAUUUAAUUUCUGCCCAGAGAGGGAUGUUAAAGCUCACUAUACAAGUGACAGCAACUCAACAGAGGAGCAGCAGUUGAUGAACAUAGAAAAUGAUGCAGUGACAGUUGCUGCCUUCAGAAAGCAUGGUAGCACCCACAGCUCUCAAUCCAUCAAGGCUGCUUUGGCUGCCCCAGACUCUGCUGGAGAAUCAGGGAGCAGCACCAGGAAAAGAGUUCGAUCUCAUAUGUCACUUAUCCAGCGCAGGGAGAGACACAACUGUAAGGAGAGGGAACGCAGGAAGAGGAUUCGUUUGUACUGUGAUGAGCUGAACAUGCUAGUGCCAUUCUGUGAGUCGGAUACAGACAAAGUCACCACCCUGCAGUGGACCACUGCCUUCCUCAGAUACAUCAAUAAAACGUAUGGAGACACCUUCAGAGAGGAGUUUCAGAAGGCAUUCACUGAUGGGAAAGGACACUUUCUAAAAUCCAGCCCUUCUUCAUGCCAGGACCCAAUCCAACGGGAGAUGGACGAGACACUGAGCAUUCCUCUUGGGGUAGAGCAAUGACCCUAUUACUACUUCAUCCAAUACAUCAGCCAGAUAUUUAAGUACAUUUUAAUUUAAAAUUCAAGCUUGGGUUGUCCCCUGAGGUCUGGCUAUGGGUCAGGUCAAUUUGUUGUAACUUUUUAAAUGACAAAAAGUGCCCUUUCAAGAGGAACUCUGCUUCUGACUACAGAUUUAGAAAGUGGAAGGAUUCUAGUCACAGGCCAUGUGAUGCAAAAAAAUUUGCAGUUUUCUCCAGCUGCAUCUCAAAACCAUACAGCAUCAGGCUAGUGUUGGAAGCGCCAUGCCAUUUAUUCUAACGCUGAUAUAUUAUUCCCCCCCCGGAGAGCUAACAUUUGUAAAAAUGGGUAAAAAAUGUUAUAGUCCUACACAGAUGGCACUGUUUCCCUUUGAAAACAGCUGAGAUAGUGCCAUAAUGAUAAGAUUUCAACUCUUCAGCGAUCAUACAUUUAGCUAAUUUUAAUAUGUGCAGCUUUUAUAUGCUUAAUUCAAAUUUUGUUUAUUUUCACGUUUUUAAACGGAAAAAAAAUGUUCAUACAGUAUGUUCAGUUCAGUUUUCUUGUCCACAAACAUUUAUUCUUUAAUCAUAUCUGUAAGUGUAAAUGGACUUAAAUACUUGAAUUUUUCAUAAAAAUAAGUCUUGCUACCUUGACUUUCAUGGUGUCAAGCAUAUUACUCUGACAUACAGACUGUUCAUUUGAUGUGUUGAUAUGUAGAGAAGAGUAAUGUUUUACUGAAAAGUGGCUUUAUUUGUUCUUUCUUACAACAUGUCGCUGUAGCAUCUUACUGUACAUACAACAGUCACCCACAAAUAAUAAAUAGUAUUUAAGCACUGGUAGUACAUAGUGGAUGUGGUCAUUGUAGAUUUUUAAAAAACAAAAGAAGAAAAAAAUUACUUUGCUUCUAAGAUUUAGAAAUUUAUUUUACAAUGUCUGAUUUAUGCAUCCACAAGUUUCAUUUUGUUUUUGAUUCUCAAAUACAGAGAAUCAACUUUACAUGCAAUUUAAAAAAACAAACAAAGAUGCUGUAAAAAAAAAAAAAAAAAACACUAUCAAAAGUUAAAGGUUUUUGCAUUAAUCUACACAUUUUAGGGCACCUGGGUAUUUGUGUUUUUUAUUCCUUUUAUAAUACAUACACAGCUCCUUGACAGAGGCUUUUUAACUCUGUCACCUAUUUCCAUAUUUUACACUGUAAGCUUGUAUGUUGAGGUAACACCUGUGACACCUGUUAAUGGGCCAUGAUACAUGCACAUUCACUUCAGUCAAUCACUGUUGUUUUUAGUGUCAUCUGUCAGAAGGAUGUUAACCAAGGUAACGGUGGCAUGGAAACAACAUGUACAAAGUUUUAUACACAAAAGGACUCCUCAAUCAUUUUCCAGUUGUUUGCAAGUCAAGUCUUGUUAUACUGUAGUAUUUGGAGCAAUGCAGUUGUUCUCUUGGACUCUUCCGUGCCUCUGUCCACUUUAUUUUCUGAACGUCAUCUUCAGUUGCUCUGGUAUUCAUGUCACUCCUGGGAUGUUCCUCUAUUCCUCUCAAAAUAUCACAUCUGUUUGAUGUUACUCUUGCCAUCUUGUGAUACAUGUAUUUAAAUAAAGAGGACAUUUUUUUUUGUGA
Perca flavescens (yellow perch) is the source of this 3895-nucleotide messenger RNA. Its product is annotated as transcription factor-like 5 protein. NCBI's taxonomy places the organism in Eukaryota, Metazoa, Chordata, Actinopteri, Perciformes, Percidae. Gene Ontology annotation, cellular component: nucleus. The transcript has 6 exons. The record is from RefSeq and is a predicted model, not a curated record. Gene Ontology annotation, molecular function: RNA polymerase II cis-regulatory region sequence-specific DNA binding; protein dimerization activity; DNA-binding transcription factor activity, RNA polymerase II-specific. Gene Ontology annotation, biological process: spermatogenesis; regulation of DNA-templated transcription. Bases 951 to 2285 code for a protein of 444 amino acids.